AUGGAGAACGAUGGCGAAGAUGGAGAUGACAGCUACGCGAACGCGUAUCUUAACGAUGACGAUGUCGAUGAGAGCGAAGAUGCCGAACUGGCCGAGAUGCUAGCCAAAGUGCAGUCUAUUCAGCAAGUAGAAGGACGUCUACAGCCGACAGAAACGUCAGUACCUGCAACAGCCACAGAUUCCAAAACCAACCAAGCAAAGGAACCAGCAAAAGUGUCUGCGAGGCUCUCACCGAGGAAACGAAUUGAAACCCUGUCAGAACCAUCCAAGAAGACAACACCUCGGAAAUUUGCCACUGACGACGAAGAGCAGCACUGUCGUUUCCAAAUACGUAAGAAAACUCAACGUGCAGGAUCUUCCAGAGACGACUUUGACGAUGGCGGAGACUCGAGUCAAAGCUUUAUUUCUCGGAUGGAAGCGGCAGAAAGGAAUCGCCAAAAAAAACUUGAUUUAAGUCGAGGCGAGAAUGACUAUAACGCACGUUUGGAUAAGAAGGCUUGUCCAAAGUGUGGUCUUCCGCAAUCGUACUCUGAAUUCAAGGACAAGAAGAAAAAGUGUCAAAUGUGUGGCGUCGAGUUUCGCUUUCUGAAUGCGUGGGGGGAUAUUGAGCACAGCUUUACCUCCCGAAUGGCUGAAACCUCGCGUGCUCAAGCAGAAAGACAGGAACAAAUCUACGCUCAGAUGGCGGCUGAAGCGACUAAUCGACUCAAGAUAAACAAGUCGGUCAAGCAGUUGCCGUAUGAGAAGCAGAUCGCGAUGAAAAACAACAAGCAAACCUUCCUCGACCGCAAUUACACGCCAAAUGGCGACUCCAAAACUAAGAGAGCGCAGUUAGAACUGGAAGCAAAGCGCAAGGCUGCACGAUCAGCCAAAUGA
Molecule: messenger RNA, 876 nt
Organism: Phytophthora nicotianae INRA-310
Lineage: Eukaryota; Oomycota; Peronosporomycetes; Peronosporales; Peronosporaceae
Exons: 4
Coding region: 1-876 (291 amino acids)
Source: RefSeq, a predicted model, not a curated record